AACCGGUGCGUUGAUUGUUGCCAUAUUGCAUCAGGUUAGGUGUCCCGUGAGCGCCUGAGAGAAAAUAAAUUGAACGAUUUUUAGAGUUACUGUGGUAACGAGAGGUUCUAGUUCUAGCCGUAUUAUCACUUUAUUAUCACGUGUCGUGUUGCCGAAUUCUGCUGAAUCACAGCACUAAAUUAGACAUCAGACCAAAUCUAUUUAAUCAUCUAAACGUCAUCAUGCCUAAAGGAGGGAAGAAGGGUGGACACAAGGGUCGUAUGAGAACCUACACAAGUCCUGAAGAGAUAGAUGCUCAGAUGAAGGCUGAGAAAGAAAGGAAAAAGAAUGAAGAGGAAGAAGAAGGAGCAGCAGUGAAUGAUAAUCAGAAGGAUGACAAAUUUGCAGGAUCAGGUUCAGAGGACAGUGAUGACGAAGGCUCUGGAAAAAGAAAAGGUGUGGAGGGAUUAAUCGAGAUUGAAAACCCAAAUCGGGUUGCUCAGAAAGCCAAGAAAGUAACAGAGAUAGAACUUGAGGGAACCAAACAGCUUUCUAGAAGAGAGAGAGAGGAGAUCGAAAAGCAAAAGGCCAAAGAAAGAUACAUGAAGAUGCAUUUAGCAGGGAAGACGGAUCAAGCCAAAGCAGACUUGGCUCGGCUUGCGAUAAUUCGAAAGCAACGGGAAGAUGCUGCAAAGAAAAAAGAAGAGGAAAGGAAAGAGAAAGAAGCGGCACAGGCAGCAGUGGCGGCGGCAAAAAGACUUCAUACACUAUCCCUGAAAUGAUAGUCAGAAAUGUUUUAUUAAAGAACUGCAGUGUACAAAUAUAUAUAGUCUAUUUUCAAAGACAGGCUUGAUUGUAAUUGAGUAUUAUGCUUUUUAAUGAGUUACAGUGCAACAUUUCAUUGAAUAAGGGAUAUUUAUGCAUUCUCAGUGCUAACCUUGAAAGUCUAUAAUUGAUGCUCAUGUGUAGGGUGUUUCCUGCAGUGUAGCUACAUGACAAAGCAUAGAUAGUUAUUUAAUGAUAAUAACUAAUAUUUAUUUCACACGAGUCCUUAAAAGUAAACUGAAUGCAAUCAAACAAAUGAGCCAAAAAUAUUAUACUUCAUUUAAUUAUUGAGAAAAAUGAUCCAGCUUUACAUAUCUGUAACUUGCAAAACUAUGUGAACUUUUGAUUUCAGUAUCUGUCGUGAGCCCUUGUGCAGUAAUAACAGUAAGUAAAGUGUCUGGUGGCUUUUGAUCAGUCCUGCACAAAGUCUUGAGAGGAAAUUUAUCUCAUUCCUCUGUACAGAACAGCUUCAACACUGGGAUUUUGAUGGGUGACCUCACAUGAACUGCUUGCUUCAGGUCCUUCCACAAUUUUUCUUUUGGAUUAAGCUCAGGACUUUGACUUGGACGUUCCAAAACAUUAUCUUUGUUCCUUAUUAAUCAUUCUUUGGUAGACAGACUUGAGUUCUUGUGCUCGUUGUCUUUGUGUAUGACCCUUUGUUUCUUGAGGUGCAGUUCAUGGACCGAUGUCUUGCCAUUUUCCUUUAGAAUUCACUGGUGUAAUUCUGAAUACAGUGUUCCAUCAAUGAUGGCAAACUGUCCUGGCCCAGAUGCAGAAAUACAGGCCAAAAGCAUGAUACUACCACCACCGUGUUUCACAGAAGGUAUACGGUUCUUAUGACGGAAUUUAGUGUUUUGCAUUUUAAAAAAAUAAGCCUUCUCAUUUCAAACCAAAAAGUUUUAUUUUGCCCUCAUUCCUCCAAAAAAUUAUUUUUCCAGCAGUCCUCUGGCUUGUACACGUCAUGGGUAGCAAUGUUCUUUUUGGAGAGUAGUGGCUUUCUUGGGAGGUUCACAUACUUUUGCCUCUCACAGAUAUAUAAUAUUAGAACAGUUUCCUGAAUAAAAAAAUGACCAAGUAUGA
Messenger RNA from Tachysurus vachellii, 1884 nucleotides. It is a transcript of the gene pdap1b, whose product is annotated as pdgfa associated protein 1b. The transcript has 6 exons. Lineage: Eukaryota; Metazoa; Chordata; Actinopteri; Siluriformes; Bagridae. Gene Ontology annotation, molecular function: RNA binding. Gene Ontology annotation, cellular component: cytosol. Bases 222 to 761 code for a protein of 179 amino acids. The record is from RefSeq and is a predicted model, not a curated record.